UGUGGGGGGGGGGUUAUCCUCUCUGUGGUGACGUCACCCAGGCUAUCUCCAAAGAGACGCAGCGUUGAGUGUUUGAGCAGCCAGGCGGACAGUGUGCAUCCCAGGACGCAACAUCAGUGUAGCCGGGGCUCAACUUUCAGCUGAUCGCUUAACUUCGGGCGCUUUUGGGAAACUUACAAAAAUGGGUUGCUUUGAGUGCUGCAUCAAAUGUUUAGGCGGGGUGCCGUAUGCGUCGCUGGUGGCUACGAUCCUCUGCUUCUCUGGCGUUGCCCUGUUCUGCGGAUGCGGCCAUGUGGCUCUCACUGGCACUGUGACCAUCCUGGAAAGCCACUUCUCCAAGGUCACCAGUGAUCACGCCAUGCUGACUGAUGUAAUACAGCUGAUGCAGUAUGUCAUCUAUGGCAUUGCUUCGUUUUUCUUCCUGUACGGGAUCAUUCUGCUGGCUGAGGGCUUCUACACAACCAGUGCAGUCAAGGAACUGCACAGUGAGUUCAAGACCACCAUCUGUGGGCGCUGCAUCAGUGGGAUGUUUGUGUUCCUCACAUACAUUCUGGGUGUGGCCUGGCUCGGUGUGUUUGGCUUCUCCGCCGUGCCAGUCUUCCUCUUCUACAACAUGUGGUCUACCUGUGCCGCCAUGAGGUCUCCCGUGGCCAACCUCACCAACAUUGACUCCAUCUGUGUGGAUGUUCGUCAGUACGGAAUUAUCCCAUGGAAUGCCAUGCCAGGCAAGGCCUGUGGAUCUACGCUAGGUGACAUCUGCAACACCAGUGAGUUCUACCUGUCUUAUCACCUGUACAUUGUAGCGUGCGCUGGGGCGGGAGCCACCGUGAUCGCUCUGCUGAUCUACAUGAUGGCUACCACUUAUAACUUUGCCGUUUUGAAGUUUAAGAGUCGAGAAGACUGCUGCACUAAGUUUUAAACUGUUUUAAGAGCACAGUACAGCGUUUGAGGCUGUACUGAGUAGAGACAGUUGCCACUGACAACAAAUGAACUAAAAAAAAAACAAAACCCUGAGAAUAGAAAAAUCAACAUCUCUCCAUUAGUGUAAAUAGCUGAUUGUAUGCUUCCUUUAGCAUUUGGUAUCCAGGGAUAUUGCUUGUCUGAGGACACCUGAUGAAAGUUGUCUUCAGACUGGGGUGGUAUUUAGUUGACUGGUUUGUUCUGCUUUCCUUGGCACUCACUUAUAGACAUUUGUCACCAUCAGAUUUUAUAGAAAUGUGCACAGCUAGAAAUCCACAACAGUGUUAUUUAUAUUCAUAAUGUGUAAAGCUGAUUUUGACCUGCACAAAAGCAUCAACUGCAUGAGUAUUUCAGAUUUUAAAAGAACCUACAGUAUUUAGCAUGCAGUACCUCACCUUUUAUAACAGGACGAGCAUCGGUUGACUGCAGUCAGAGCUGAAAUGCGAAUUUGUGCACAAACUCCUGAGGCACUUGUGAAACAUAAAUGUAAGAUACUUGUGCAGGUUGUAACGCACAAUUUUAAAAAUGAUCUAAAUUGGAAAUGAGACCACUCUGAGGUCUGAUGAAGACAUACACUGCACAAAGCACAUGUAGAUGUACAUUAUAAAGCUCUCCACAUGAACAUCUGAUGACAGAUAUUAAAGGUGUUCUCAGGCUUUAUGUUUUUCAUUGCCAGAUUAGCAGUUUUGGUGAGAAUGAAUUGUAGUGAUACAUUUAUAAAAGGACUAGCUACAGUGGCAAAGUAGCAGUGGCCAAGUGCCUUGCCCUUAUAUUUCUAUGGUUUCUUUCCUUAGCCUUAAGAUUUUGGUGCCGACCCAUGAAACCAUGAAGUGUUACACAGACAAUAUUCAGUAUUAUUUCUUUUGUCACAAGUUAGAUUCUAAACUGAACUAAAAACCUUUCAUCAACUGUAUUAUGCUGAUGAGUAUUACAGUGACCAGUUGUGUUUAUUGUAGAUUUCAAAGUAAUUGCACAUACCUAGCACAGCACACUAUGAUGGGUUAGGCCAGUACCAGAGGUAUCCUUCUGCAUGAGGCCAUAAGCCUCACUUUCAUUUCAUGUAUUUUAUAUAUAUAUAAAAAAAGAAAUUCUCCUGUUUUAGAGUAGAGUAAAUGUAUAUUUUCUAUAAGGGCUGAUGCUGGUAUAGCCUCAGCCAUGAAGUUGAUGUUUUGUUUCAUACAUUUUCCUUUUUUUCUUUCUCAAAGUGCCAUUAAAGAGCCAUUUGUUUUUAUCUUAACACUGAGCCUGCAUGCUUACAUUUUUCAGAUUCUUUGAUCUGUUUAUAGUUACUUAUACUCCAUAUUUCAUAUAUUUAAUUUUCUCCUAAGUUUUUGAAGACUGUAGCUUUUACUUUCUAUAUAAAAUAAACAAUCUUUGUCUACAAAAGUAUCCCUACUUGGUCUAUUUCUUAUAAAUCCUACAGCAAUAUAAUACUGAACCUCAUAUGGAACAGGGUCAGAUUCACAAAAUACAAAAUCUCAUGCUUUGCACUAACCUCAAGCUUUAACAGCUGCAUAAAACUUGCAUGCACAACCUUUGGUUCUCUUUCUUUUCUCUACUCAUCCUGAAGCCUUAAAAGUCUAAUUUCUGUAGUAUUGCAUAGCAGGAUAGUAACGUAACUCCAGUAUUAGUAAUAAUUGUAACAGUAAUGUUACAAUAAGUCUUUUUCAGUAAUGUCUUUUGCCACCCUUGUUUGUUAAGUCUUUUUUUAAAGCUUAACUUUAUGUUUGUGUAUGUCCGUAAUGUACAUACUGUAGCUCUGACUCCUGUAGCUUGCUUUGCAUCUUUGACAUGCUCACGGGCCAUCAACCUCACCCUUCUCUUCCAGAUCCACUUCCUCAUGAUUCUCUCAGCAAACUGGGCCUACCUUAAGGAUGCCAGUCAAAUGCAUGCCUACCAAGACAUCAAAAUGAAAGAAGAGCGGGAGCUGCAGGACAUCACCUCACGCUCAAAGGAAUGCCUCAAUUCCUACACAUAAGGAUAUUACACGCUCACACUCUCACAAUUCACACACACUUAAAGACACAUAGACACUGUGGCCAAUCACUGUGGCCCCUUUGGACCAAGACAAUGCUCAGCUAAAAUAACCUGCCAACUGCCAUGACACUGUGCAGUACUAACCAGGCUCCUAACAAACUAAUACAUCAGUAUUGCUUUCUGCACUAACUCACCAAAAAGUGUUUUGGAACUGCUAUUUAAAAUGUCAUUUAUGCUGUUUUUGUGUCUAUUUUUCUGAAUGAAUUCUGAUAUUCAUGUAGUGUUUGAUUUUUGAUUCUCCAGCCCUUUUUAUAGCCAGUUUUUGCUGGUGAAGCUUGAGACAUUGCACUAUUCUUAUACAACGCAUAACGAUGUCCAGUUGUUUUACAGUCUUGCUCUGUCUUUCUUUUGAGCUGUGGUGGCCAGUUUUCCACAAGGGAAUGUAACAUUUUAUUUGUUUGCUCUCUUUCAAUCAAAAAUGCAGAUGAAUUAUACACAACAUGAAAGGCCUUACAUCCAAUCUGAGUUAGUGUGUCACUUAGAUAGAAGAACCAUCGAUUUAUAAUGCACUGACAAGACUGUGGGGUGUCACAAGAUGUUUUGCUUUGACUUCACAGUAAGGAAGGCGGUAAAAUAUAUAAUGUGGACCCAGUUCUGUUGUAAAACUGGGGGUUAAAGUUUAAGUAUUUAACUGCAGCUGAAUCCUAGUGAUAAUCUAAGUGUUAAUCAUUGGUUCUAGAUUCUAUUUUUCAUACAGCUACUUAAAAGUCACUCAGAACAUUCAUGGCCUACAUUAACACUACCUCAGGUAUGCACUAGAGCCUAUGGAACAAUUUAACUGGAACAAACACUUCUCCCUUGUAAAACGAUGGUUUGGAAAUCCCAUUUUAAUUGUAAAAAGAUGCCUCAGACAGUAUGUAUCAGGUUAGCUGCAAAGUAAACUAAGCACACACAUCAGGAGCUCCUCUACAUCACAGUAUGAUAGGAUUUAUUUUUUAUGCAUAAUGCCAUAACAAUAACUUGCUUGCUAAAUGUGGACUGCUGCCAAUAAGGAGACAGAAGGAUGUUCAAUGUAUUCAGUAUGUUAAAAGUUUGGUCCAUGUGUAUUCAUUUAUGCAAAUGAAAAAAAGAUCAAGGCUUGCCUACACAAAGAGCUCUCUGAUCCCUCAAAUGCUUUUUAGCCCAUUAUCUAUUGUAAUAUUUGAUCAUAUUGUAAUAUCUGAUAAUUUUUUUUUGUUGAUUUUGAAAAAUCUUAUAAAAACAAGUGUAACUAUGUCCCAUGUGCAAUGGUACUUUGGAAAAUCCUACAGAUCUAAAGUUAAAAUGUAAACUUGUUACAAGUCAGGAUAUUUAGUGUUUUAUUUUUGAAGAUAAAACCACUUAAUUUUUUUCUUAAUUUUCUAUAAUUGCAUCUGUUUUUGAUGUGCAAUUGUCAUAAUGCUGACAUAAUUACUCAUGUAAUCUUUUAUUUCUAUUAGUUGAGUUACAAGGAUAACUUGAUGUUUCUUUGUUGCAUGAAGACAACUGUUUCUGCAGUGACACGUGAUGUACAGUCGUGUAUACUGACAUCAGUAGUAGGCAGUGUUUGCCUGUUUCCUUUUUUUCCCCUCUAACUGAAUACAAAUUAAUCCAUUUUAUGUAGCUUAUUAGUUAUAGAUGUUUUUUAGGUUCUUUUAUUCAAGUCAGAAGUAUAUGAGUCUUAUCUAUAUUAUUUUGUUGCCUGAUAGUAUACCUAUAUUUUCUAUGAAUGUCAAGGGCUUCCUCGUGAAUUACUGAUGCGUAACUUUUAUUUCAACUUUCAAAUAACAAUUUGUCAUUUCUAAAAUUGUAUGGCAAUCUAAAUGGUAAAUUUAGCCAAAGUAUGAAUACCAUUGUAACUCUCUGCCCAGUGUUUUACACUGUGAGAUAAUGUAGUACAAAACCUGCAUAGUUCUCUGCAGGACUAAUAGCCACAGGUGUACAGUGGCCAAGGAGAAAGAUGAUCAUCUCAUUUUUGCAUGCUGUGUUUCCUAUUGAAUGAACCAAAAACUUAAGAAUAAAGGCUACCUAUGAAUCACCAGGAGGACAACAAUCCUGCAUCCUGUCUGACUGAAAACCCCUUUAUGACAUUACUCAACUGGCCUGUUGACUGUUUUUAUGAAAAAAUAAAAUAAAACAAUCUUC
Messenger RNA from Siniperca chuatsi (mandarin fish), 5100 nucleotides. RefSeq names its product glycoprotein M6Bb (gene gpm6bb). Gene Ontology annotation, cellular component: plasma membrane; myelin sheath. Gene Ontology annotation, molecular function: structural constituent of myelin sheath. Gene Ontology annotation, biological process: central nervous system myelination; axon development. The coding region runs from base 182 to 919 and encodes 245 amino acids. The record is from RefSeq and is a predicted model, not a curated record. The transcript is spliced from 7 exons. NCBI's taxonomy places the organism in Eukaryota, Metazoa, Chordata, Actinopteri, Centrarchiformes, Sinipercidae.